AUAUAUCUCAGAAUGCCCAUUCAUAAUGUUCCAACAACACUUCUUCUCUUGCUCGCAAUAAUCGGAGUCACACAAUCUCUACGGUGUCAUCUCAUAGCCUACGGAAGUCUUACCGAUCCAAACGGAAUCACUACAGCCACAUCACUCCAGGACUGUCCAAUCGGUGCAAACUCCUGCGUCAAAACGAUCGAUUACUCGCAAAAUCGUUUUUCAAAACAGUGUCAAAUCGGAAACUGCACGACCCAACUAGGCGCAACCCAAGCUCCAGCAAACUGCUUCAACACAACUUCGGGAUCAUCAGUAAUGGGUACUUGCUGUUGCUACGGAGACGGAUGUAACUCAAGUCCAUCAAUGCUUCCUCUGGGAUCGUCAAUCCUUGCAGUCAUGAUAUCAAUGUUUAUAUUUUCCUAAUCUUCGCUUCCGCUUCAUUAUGCCACUGUUUUUUAAUUCUUAGAAUUUACCCACUAUCUUCUAACUCCACCGUAUGUACAUAAAUAUCAAACAACAGUCAUUUUCUAAAGCAAGAGUUCGUUAAUAUUGGAAAUGAAUCAUAAAUAUGACUGAUUCUGAUUUCGAUGAAACUAACUAACCGCUCAUGCUUCUGAUUUUUAGUCUGAAUUAACCUGUGAUACGAUCUGACUCAUCAUCCUUGUUUUAAUAAUCAUCAUAUCUCAUAUGAUUUAUAUAUUCUUUUUUUUUAAUUAAAAUAUUAAACUAAAGCCAAUUUCCUUGUAAUAUUUUGUCGCUUAAAUUUUCAAAUUCGUAAUAAAUCUAAAUUUUGAG
Molecule: messenger RNA, 783 nt
Organism: Caenorhabditis elegans
Lineage: Eukaryota; Metazoa; Nematoda; Chromadorea; Rhabditida; Rhabditidae
Gene: F58B4.6
Product: Activin_recp domain-containing protein
Source: RefSeq, marked reviewed